Cladocopium goreaui is the source of this 1818-nucleotide messenger RNA. The record is from the annotation of a GenBank genome assembly. Lineage: Eukaryota; Dinophyceae; Suessiales; Symbiodiniaceae.
AUGUCCGACUUGGAAGAGUGCUUGCCGCUCUGGCUCGAAAAUUUUGCCAAGGACGUGCCUGCCUCAAGCCACACGAAGAUGCUCACGGCCACCAUCGCAGCUUGUCAAAUUCGGCUGUGUUUGAACUUUUGCAAAUCUUUCCGCCUGCCUGGGAGCGCCGAGCCCGCCGUCUUCUCUGGUGGCAAAGCAUCGCCCGGCACCCUGGCGACAAUGUGUCGCUACUGGCCACAGUUUUUGGACAAUAUGGCUGGGAAAAUGGGCCGCCUAUUGGGGUGGAUGGGAGAGUCACUGCUCUUGCAAACCCAUGGCUGCGGGAACUGGUGGAAGAUUUGGACAAGUUGGGUGAGCCAAAUUUGGUGGCUGACCAGCCACUGUCGAUUUUUUUUCAUCCUUGCAAAGAUUUGUUUGUCAAUCUUCCUAUCAGGACCCUGCUGGUGCGUAAAUACAGAGAGGAGUUGGCAGCGCUUGGACUUGCGCCAGUGGAGAAUGCAGAUGAGGUGGCGCCUGUGGGUCCGGCUCCACUUCGUUGUGACUGGAUUGGUGCUGAUGGGGCACACUGUGGCUACACCGCGCAAUCCACAACGGCCCUUUCCACACACAGACAUCGCCUUCAUGGUGUGCGCAUCACUGCACGACAAAUUGUGGUUUGCAAUCAGUGCCCGUGGUGUCGUAGGAUCUUUGCUUCCGUUGAGAUUGCCAAACGUCAUGCUCAUGCCCGUGUCAAAAAAGGGCACUGCCCUCGACAAGGGGGGAAUGCUGCUGGCAUGGUGGAGCAAUUGCGUCCCCCUCCAACUUUUCGAUGUCCAGUCUGUCCUCAUGAAGCAGUUGAUUUGGAAACCUUGCAGACACAUGUGGUGGGCCACGUCCCCGCUGGCCAACAUGUUUUGCACCAGUACCUCAUUGCGGCUCAGCAGUAGUUGGAAAGUAGAGACCGAGCCUUCAGCCAUGGACUCUUGGUUCGGCGCCGCCCCCAAUGGUGCAGGUGCUGAACGGCAGGUGCGACCUCGCACCGGCCGAAGCUCCAAGGACAAUGAGCAGCUCUUGACUGCUGUGGCUCGCCUGACGUUGAAGAAUGCGCAGGUCUGCCGCAACCUUGAAAGUGCAGUUUUUGUCACCUAUAUCCUGGCCAAGGAGGGUGCGUAUGCUCAGGCUGCUUCGGCCGCCGGCCAGACAUAUGCGCAGAGAGCUCGCGCUGCGGGAAAGAAUCACACCCUGGGACAGCCGUCUUCGUGGGUAUGGGCUGCUUUGACCCAAGCCGCCUUGAAAGACGAAGCCCUGUCUGAGGAGAAGCGUGCCAUGGUGAAGCAACAUUGUGAUUCUGUCACCGAUCCGGCUGUGCUGAGCGAUCAGGUCCUCUACUGUCGAGUGUCCAAAGUAUAUGACCAGACCAAGGUUCGUCUCCAGAUCUCGGUCGCUCCAGGUGCUCUGAGUGAUGUGCUGACUGUCUUGCAGGAUGGCAUGGAAAAAAGUGGAGGUUUGCGCAAAGAUGGCCCAGUGGAUCACGGCCGACUGAGGUCUUGUUCCAUUGUAAGUGCCUGCUUGUGCCUCGCCGUGGAGCUAGGUUUCACUCAGGUGCGGCAGAGAUGGAGCUCCGAAGGUUCCAUCCGCGAUGCUCGUGGACGAUGUCUGGGGAUGGCCUUGGUGCGGUCCUUGGUGAAUCCUCCGUGCGACUGCUGCGACUUCCGCGACUGCGGAGGUUACGAAAUCCUCGGAGCGGUCAAGGUCAAGGAUGGCCUUUUCAUCGGCGAUGCCUUGGCAGCACAGGAGCUCUUUGGUCUGGGGUUUCAAGGUUUCCGCCAUGGCAAUGGCAACUACUGA